AUGUCAUCGCUUGCUGUUUCGGGAAUCGCUCCAUUUUUGGAUUUUGCCGGUCUAUUGAUGUUCGUUGAGAAAUUCUCUAUUUACUUGGUCAUCGGUGCCACGUUUUAUUUUUCACGUACCACUAAGCAAGACAUCGACGCCAAACAUAAUUCCGACCUUUCUACACGUGAUAGCAUGUUUAAUGAAAUUCUUGCCAAUCGUAAUGCCCGACUUACCACCAGCUUGCCAAUCCAGAGGUCCAAAGAAUCUUUACAAUGCUUAAUACUUCAACUACAAGAUUUGAUGAAAUCGAACAAGUCCUUCAAAACUAUCAUAACAAUUUUGGUGAACUUAUCGGAUCAACAAAAUGACAGUAAUCAAAAUGACGGAAAUCAAUCCGAAGUAUCUUCUGGUUCGAGCCAACGAUCAUUUUCGGAUAUAACUUUGGAAAUUUGGAACCAGUUUAAAAUUAUUUUUGAUAGAAUUAUGGCAGAAAAAGAAUGCUCUUUUGACGAUAUGUGUAAUGUUGUAAUGGUUACUCUCAGGGUGGGAAAAAUUGGUAAAGAUUCGAUUAAAAAUUAUUAUCGUAAAAUCAAUUUAGAUAAAAUAGGUGCUUGGAUCGAUAGCAAAACAGUUAUAGUGAGUAGCGGGAAGGAACUCUCAUUUUACGGGUUAGGGUUCGAGAUGUUUCCUCCCUUGAAACUCGCUACUUCAUUCAUUUUAUAA
This is a messenger RNA of Ambispora gerdemannii, 705 nucleotides long. The record is from the annotation of a GenBank genome assembly. Lineage: Eukaryota; Fungi; Glomeromycota; Glomeromycetes; Archaeosporales; Ambisporaceae.